This is a messenger RNA of Cyphellophora attinorum, 981 nucleotides long. RefSeq lists its product as uncharacterized. The transcript has a single exon. NCBI's taxonomy places the organism in Eukaryota, Fungi, Ascomycota, Eurotiomycetes, Chaetothyriales, Cyphellophoraceae. Bases 1 to 981 code for a protein of 326 amino acids. The record is from RefSeq and is a predicted model, not a curated record.
AUGCUCGAUCAGAUCAAUUGGGCACUGGCCUGCUGGCUGCUGAUAGUUGUAGGCAGCGAGUUCAUCCACCUAGCCGUCACGAAGCCGAUCGGAUAUCUUGCUCCUAGUUCGUGGUUGAUGAACUUGGUUCAAGUCCUGCUUGAUGUCCUUAGCAAUGGAGAAGCGCGCAAAUUAAGCCCAAGCCUCCGCCUGAUCGAUGUUGACUCCGAUGGUCCGUCUCCUCACAAUCACUCAUGGAUCCUAAAUCAAAUCUUCGUCAACUUCAGCAACCACGCCACCUCGAUGAUGCCCAUGACUGUCGGAGUCUUCAAGUUGCCAAAGGGCGCCAGAAAGACAACAGAUCGACAGAUCUAUGCCGCUCAUUUCAUUAAUAGCUUCCAGUUCUCAACACUCAUGUGGACCUAUUGGCACGGCGAUCCAUCGCUUGCAUUUUUCGACGGCCUAGCGCUCCUGACGACAGCUUUUGUAUGGUUGAUCUGGAACAGCCCGCAUUCUCAACAGAGCCCCAGGGCUAGAAGAACCAACAGAAAGGCGCACGGGACAUUCAUCCUAACGGCCGGCCAUCGAUCCCGACAUGCUAUGGUCAUCAUCAGCGAGGAGGGAUCUGGUAUUGAUAUCGAGAAGCACGCGACAUCGACCCACUCCCUCGGCUUCAGCUUCUGGACCUUGGUCGCCUUCUUCAGACUAGUAUGCUCAGCACUCCUCACGAUCAACAUGCUCCAACUCCCAGCUACUGGACCCAUCGUCGCAGCUUCUCUUCUGGGCGUUGUGUACAACGUGUGGCUAGCUUUUCAGCCCGGUGGUUAUGGCAUCGACAUGGAGUUUGUUCGUACUGUGAUAGCCACGGACGGGAAGGUCUCCACGCUCGUUGACCGUCUGGAGGAUGCAGUCAGAGGGGCGGGUGGGAUGUUGUUAUUAUUCAUGGGGUCUGCCCGGCAUCGCGAUGCAGACAGUGACUCCCUGGGCGACUGGAUGGUGUGA